CAGAAAUUCUCAGCGCAUCGCAUUGCGAAAUUGUGGGUGAGCCAAUGUUGAGCGCGAAGUAAAAACUUUAUUAAUAUUCCAUCUGGCUAUUUUUACAAGAAAAAUAAUAUCUUUCACUCUCGUGUGUCCUGUGUAUAGUGUGUGGAGAAAGAGCGCGUGUGACAUCUCAUGUGAUUGUCCGAUUGUCGCGCAUAUCGAUGUGGGCACGAGUCCCACGAAGGUGAUAAACUUAUCCAGAACCCCAGGAAAUAUUAACAAGUAUAUAUAAUUCGGGGCUACUUUGUAUGUUGAACUUGCCAGUAUGUUGUGAGUCGUCGCAGUCGCUGGCAGUGGCUGUACGGGCACUUUCUGCGCAUAGUGAAAAAUGUUUGCUGUCGGAAGGAUGUUCCUUGCUGUUUUCGCGUGAAUUCACCCCCUGGCAGCGUCGUGAGUGCGGCUCCCGUGGCCCAGGAGUGCGCCACCUGCAGCCACAAGUCCCCCCGCCAGCCCACCAGUGCAGCGCCUGGAGCCAGGCUCAGUGUGUGUGUGCGUGCGAGCAGUGCAGCCUCAGCUCCCGGAUAGUUGCGAAGGGGUGGAGAAAAAUCCCCGCCAAGGACUCGCGAGUCGCGCUGCAAGUGAAUUGAUAAGGGAAGUGAGUGCGAUAAGAGCUCCGCCGUGAGAUGCUGCGAUUUCAAUAAGUCGCUGCGUUCGGUGGAAAGCACACAUCAGUGCGCGAAUUGCGGGAAAGCCCGUGAGAGUUGAUUGAGUGGCAGAGGCUCUCGUGAUAAGGACACCCCCUUCAAAAUAUUGAUCAAUUCAUCACAGCUCUAUUUAGAGAGAGUCCUCGAGAGGCACAAUGGGCUGUCAGCUCGGAAAGCUGUCCGGGGUGUCGAAGGGCGACGACGGCCAGGCUUUUGCCCCCAAUGAGGCGCCCAAGCAGGCCACGGACUCGCGCCUGCCGCUCACCGCCAAGCAGAAGUACACGAUGCUGGCGUCCUGGAAGGGCAUCAGUCGCGCCAUGGAGCAAACGGGAGUCUGCAUGUUUAUCAAAUUGUUCGAAGAGCACGCGGAUCUACUCAACAUGUUCACCAAAUUCAAGGAGAUGAAGACGAAGGAGCAGCAAGCCAAGUCGGAGGAGCUGCAGGAGCACGCGAACAAGGUGAUGGAGACCCUGGACGAGGGCAUCCGCAGUCUUGACGACCUGGACGCGUUCUUCCAGUAUCUCCACCAAGUAGGUGCUUCCCAUAGGCGAAUUCCCAACUUCAAGGCGGACUACUUUUGGAAAAUAGAGCGGCCCUUCCUGGCGGCGGUGGAGACCACUUUAGGGGAUCGGUACACACCAAAUGUAGAGGGAAUUUAUAAGCUAACAAUUAAAUUUAUCAUAGAGACGCUAAUAACAGGGUUCAAUAAAAGUGCCAAUUCAGCAGCACCGGUGAACAAUGACAGUGUAAAUGUUAACACAAAAUCCUGAACAACCCCACAAGAUGAGUAUGAAAAUAGCAAAGGUGUACUAUACGUUCACUGUGUCAUAAUUUAUAUAACAAGUAUAUAAAUGUUUAUAACAUCACAAGUCAUUUACAUUGAGCGGAGGCGUGAAAUUAUAUUAAAAAGAAAAGAUAAACAAAUGAGAAAACAAUUGUGAAAAAUUUGUCAUAUUGAAGGAAUAGAAAGGGAGAAAACAUAAAUAAAUAAAUCUCGCAUUGAGAGUAAAAAAGUAUAAAUGAUGUGGUGUCAACUUCUUUGUGAAUCACCGUUUUUCAAUUACAUGAUGUUAGAGAUAUUGUAUAAAAAGAAAUUGAGAAAAUAAAAUUCUAUAUAUAUAUACAAGAAGGAUUAGUUAAUGAAAUGUGGAACCUAAGGAUAUUAUUUAUAUUAGGCAAGAGAAUAUAUAUUAAAAAAAACAACCAUAGUUGUAUAUUCAGAGUGGAUAUUUAUAUUGACGUGACUUUUGUGCACUGGGAAAGCACAUUUUUACCAAAAGAAUAAAAAGAGAAAAACAACUAAAUCCACAGAGGCGCCAAUCACACCACAUCUCGUGUAGUGGCGCCUCAACCCCUUCUCAUGGGCCCAGCAAAAAUAUAAGAAAAAAAAAACAUUUGUACAAAUGAGAAAGCGCGCAUAGAAACACCUUUUUGGGCAAUAACUCUUUCACCAAAACACCUCACAAUUGGCCAUUUUCCAUCGCAAGAACAUUCAUUGAGCAACAUCAACACUGUGCCUUUUGAGAUUGUGAAGUUGACAAGAAUUCAAUUUUCCACCCCAAGUGUGAAUUUGCUGGACAAUUUCAUGACUCUCUCUCUUCCACCCUUAAGCAAAAGCUUCCCAUCCAUGAGGCACAGUGUCUUCCAAUUACUCACGGGACACUGUUGUAUGUAAAUAGCGGAAAGACAAAUACAUUUGCUGGCGUGACACAUCAAGAAAGCGAGAGACGUCCAAUAAAUUUCGGCACAGUGUAUUUGUUUUUCCCGAUGGCUAGAGGAAAAAAAAAGAA
Phlebotomus argentipes is the source of this 2470-nucleotide messenger RNA. RefSeq names its product neuroglobin-like. The record is from RefSeq and is a predicted model, not a curated record. The transcript has 3 exons. Gene Ontology annotation, molecular function: oxygen binding; heme binding. Bases 836 to 1450 code for a protein of 204 amino acids. Lineage: Eukaryota; Metazoa; Arthropoda; Insecta; Diptera; Psychodidae.